CUUAUUUCCAGCUAUCUGAAUUCUUUCCUGGGGGGGCUUGGAUUGGAUGAGAUCAGCAAUGGUUCAUUGUAUUCCGGUUUACUGUCUGUGCUCCUGCAUAUCAGGGAAUUGUGAGGGGGCGAGGGUUCUGAGCUGUUUUUAAAUAGGAUAUUUUGAAAAUUAGAUAAGACUUUGCGGUAAGAGGCACGUUUGGCAGCCAGGAGAUGGAAACUCAGCCCUUCCAUUGCAGAGGAAAGGAAGACAGAGUGCAACAAGGUGAUGGCAUCAGAGUAAAGCCUGAGCCUGCGGCAUCCCCCCACUCACAUCUUGGUGUAUUAGCAACAGGGCUCCUCAUCGUUGUGGCUGCAGCAUGCUACUACCUGGUUUUGCUUUGGAAGACAGAGACGAUGAAGACGGAGCAGAUGGACCUGAAGUCCGAUGGGUUCAUCAUUAAAAAUCAGAACGGAGAGCUGGUCUUCAAGGUGGCCUUCCAAUCAGGGGCCUUGGACCUGGAGUCGUGCUCCAAAGAGGGGGAAACUCUAACCUGCACCAGGUCAGACAAAGGGAAGCUCAAUUUUUUCAUACAGACGGUCAAGCCCGAAGACACGGUGAUGUGCUACCGCGUCCGGUGGGAGGAGUUUGUGGCGGACACCGUGGUGGGACACAAAAUGUUCUGGGGGGAUGCCCACUGGUAUGGGGGUUGUGAGAUGAGUGUACAGCACUGGCCAAUCAUGCUCCCAGGAUACCAAGAACCCAUGCCAUUCGUGACAAGCGAUGUGUAUUCAUUCAGGAACAGCUUUGGAGGCGUCUUGGAGCGAUACUGGGUUUCUUCCAAAGCAGCCGCCAUCAAGAUUAACGACUCGGUGCCCUUUCACCUUGGGUUCAAUGCUUCUGAAAGGUCACUGUUCUUCCAGGCCCGGUAUAAAGAUUCCCCUUAUAAGCCUCCCUUGGGACAGCAGCCUUUCCCAGAGCUGAGUUAUCGUAUCUGUGUAGGUUCAGACAUUACAUCCGUCCACAAACACAUGGUUCAGAAAUAUUUCAAAAAACCGUUGAAGAUACCCUCAGAAAACAUCUUCAGGUUUCCAAUCUGGUCAACAUGGGCUUUGUACAAAAAGGAGAUUAACCAGGAAAAACUUCUGGAUUUUGCACAGACAAUUAGAAACUACAAUUUUAAAUAUAGCCAUGUUGAAAUAGAUGACAUGUACAUGCAGAAUUACGGUGACUUUGACUUCGAUCCAUUAAAGUUCCCUAAUGUGUUAGAAAUGUUUGAAAAGCUUAAGAAAGAUGGAGUUAAUGCCACCUUGUGGAUACAUCCCUUUGUCCAUAUAAAUUCCCCAAACUUUGAGCUGGGGAGAGAAAGGCAGCUUUUUGUGACUGAGCCAGAGGGGAAAUCUCCUGCUGUGGUCAAGUGGUGGAAUGGCAUGGGCGCCAUCUUGGAUUUCACCAACCCUUCUGCCAGGGAAUGGUUUCAGAGCCACCUGAGGCAGCUCCGCUCAAAGUAUGGCAUAUUGUCCUUCAAAUUUGAUGCUGGGGAGACAUGCUACCUCCCUAUGCGGUUCUGCACCUUCCAGCCCUUACUGGACCCCAGCGUCUGGUCCAGAUGUUACGCAGAAAUGGCCGCCCCUUUUUAUGAGUUUGCUGAAGUCCGUGUUGGUUACCAAUCCCAACAUAUCUCUUGUUUUGUCCGCAUGAUUGACCGGGAUUCCAUCUGGGGUCAUGAGCUUGGGCUAAAGUCUUUGAUUCCCACAGUGUUGACGAUUGGGCUUUUGGGAUACCCUUUCAUACUGCCAGAUAUGAUUGGCGGAAACUUUCUUCCCAACAAGACAGAAGGUGCUGUAGACCUCCCAGACCGGAACCUCUAUAUACGCUGGCUGGAGCUGUCGGCGUUUUUGCCAGCCAUGCAGUUCUCUAUCCCACCAUGGCUAUAUGACAGGGAAGUAACUGAAAUUGCAUGGAAGUUUGCCAAACUUCGUGAAUCUCUGGUUGCCCCUCUCUUGCUAGAGCUGGCCAAGGAGGUGGCUGCCACAGGGAACCCCCUUAUAAGGCCUAUCUGGUGGGUUUCUCCUGGAGAUGAGUUUGCCCACAAAAUCGAUUCCCAGUUUCUCAUUGGGGAUGCAUUCAUGGUUGCUCCUGUCUUAGAGUCAGGCAUGUUCAAGAGAGACGUCUACCUCCCAGCAGGCAAAUGGAGCAGUUACAAAGGAGAACUCUUCACAAAGACUCCUCUCCUGCUUAUGGACUAUCCAGUCCACUUGGACGAAGCUGCUUAUUUCUCCUUGGUUUCUUAAGCUGCCUUGGGGCCAGGUAAAGGACUCUGUGACCUCCUCUCAAGACCUUCAGGGGACUUUGACUUAAUCUGGUUAUCUUAAAUUGAACGAUUCUUUCUGCACCCAGCGAUUUUUGUAUGGUAAUCAGCUCUUGUUCCGGUCCUCUUCUGGCUUUGAGCUCUGCAGAAUCCAUGCAGCUCACCAUCUUUUUAUCUCACUCUUCCAUGAAAGGGAAGGGUUGUUAUCUCCACCUUGCAGAUGGCAACCUCAGAAUCAGGUUAAUUAAUUGACAGCCAAGCACAGGGAGAGGCUAAGUUCCAAUGUCAUGGAGCUGCAGGCUUUGUUUUUCCUCCCCAGGAGUGUUUUGAAGUGGUUCUCCAUGGGAGAAACCAUUUUGAAAAUAUAAAUGAAAAUGGAUAUAUAUUUUGCAAAAAAAAAUCUGGGCACUAACCUGUCGCUUGCCUUCUGUUCGUGGGUUUUUCCAGAGUCAGAAACUGAAUGGGAGUUUCAAAUAGUGAGGGGCCAGGCCAGAGCUAUCUGCACCUGAAUCCAGAUGUGGUGGUGGUGGAGAGUGCCCUAAAGUCAUAGCUGACUCAUGACGACCCCUGGUGGGGUUUUCAUGGCAAGAGACUAACAGAGGUGGUUUGCCAUUGCCUGCUUCAGCACUCUUGGUCUUCCUUGGAGGUCUCCCAUUCAAUCACUAACCAAGGUCGACCCUGCUUAGCUUCUGAGAUCUGACGAGAUCAGGCUCACCUGGGUUAUCCAGGUCAGGGCAAAUCCAGACGUAGGAAGCAUAUUUUCCAAUCCAGGAUCCCUGAGGUUGCUAGCAUGAGAUAGAACUGGGACCUGGAAUUUGAACCAAGAUGCCGGCUUGAGUCUGAGAAGCUACCAGUAAAAGGUUAUGUUCAGUUUUGUCCAGGGUGCAAGUGUGUAGGUGUGACCCAUUCAAAGGCUUCACACUGCUGCCCCAUCACAGUGGCUUAUGUUCCUUCUAUGUCUGAAGGGGUAUCUGAAGUUAUGAACACAAACACAAAGUCCCUAAUAGUUCAGCUAGGACAGUUUCCCAUCACAGGCCGAGAGAAUCCUGGUUUAAGUACCAGUCAGUGCAAUCCGAAUCCAACUUAUUAGGGAGGAAGUCCAAUUGAACUCCACGGGACUUACUUGUGAGUAUACAUAGACUGCAGCCAGGGUACUCAACAGUCAUCACCACUGAAUUAGCGAUUCUUACUUCUCUGUUGAGAUUUGCAGUACUGGGUUUGUCUGGCCACAAAAGUAACCAGUUAUACAUUCUGGAGAUCCAAACGCUGCAUUCAGAAUAAACCACACAGGCACAUUAGCAGGAUUUGAUUGGACUCUAGCACUGAGACAGCUGUAGGGCCCAGAAUAAUUUAGCAAAGAUGAUGAGGAAGGCAUGGCAUGGCUUCUAGGAACUACAAAUACAAACAAGAGAAGCAUUUGGGCAAAUCCCAUCUCUUGAAAAGCAGAGGUGAGCCAACAGCAAAUCUUGCGCACAAAACUAAAAUCUAGAAGUUCGUUUUAAGUACAUAAAUAAAGCAACGUUGAAGUUUCCAAGAAACAGAAUUCCAAGAUCUCACUACAUGGUACAGAGGUUGGACAAACACGAGUGGGCAUUUGUAUGUCAGCUGCUGGAUAAAAAACAAACACAAGCUCAUUGUGGAAUGGCAUCUUGAGAGAGCUAUUUAAAGACAUAAUGCCAGGACAAACUGCACAGAGCACGGGGCCAGAGUUUCCUCAUCUCUCUGUGGAACCAGACCUGGAGUAAUGCCAAGUGGGAGCCAGCAGCUUAUAUUGAGCCAGCACAUUGGAGGAAAUAUUAAAGUAAAACAACCCCAGAAAAAUCCAGCUGCUAAACUAGGCGCAGUUUGGCUGAGAGAUCACAGCAAAAUGUUCUUUGAGUCUUCCAUGUGAGGCAAGUCAUUAUGCGCUAGAGUCGAUUCAAGAAACACCAGUGUUACGCUAACGUGCUUCUUAGUGCAGGGAUAUAAAAUGUGAAUAGCAUUUAGAGUUGCCAGCUAUAGGUUGGGAAAUUCCUGGAAAUGUGGGGGUUGGGAUCUGGAAAGAGAGGGGUUUGGGGAAGUGAGGGACCUCAGAGGUGUAUAAUGCCAUAGAAUCUAUCCUCAAAUAGCCGUUUUCUCCGGGGGAACUGAUCUCUGUGACCUGGAGAUCAGCUGUAAUGCCAGGAAAUCUCCAGCCAGCACCUGUAUGUUUGAACGUUCAGCUCAAGUUCUUCUAGACAACAUGAUGGUCUAUGCCAUUGAAUCUGUUAAUGAAAGAAAAAAUUGUUAAUUGUGUGGUUCUCACCAGUUGGACUCUUUCCCAUAUGAACUUUGUCUUUUUCAGGUUCUGACUCUGUUUUAUGUAUGGUCAGUUGAAUUUCAUGACUUUGUAUUAAUUGUAUAAUAACAUUUG
Messenger RNA from Eublepharis macularius, 4673 nucleotides. RefSeq names its product myogenesis-regulating glycosidase-like. The record is from RefSeq and is a predicted model, not a curated record. Gene Ontology annotation, biological process: skeletal muscle fiber development; carbohydrate metabolic process. NCBI's taxonomy places the organism in Eukaryota, Metazoa, Chordata, Lepidosauria, Squamata, Eublepharidae. Bases 204 to 2264 code for a protein of 686 amino acids. Gene Ontology annotation, molecular function: hydrolase activity, hydrolyzing O-glycosyl compounds. The transcript has a single exon.